AUGGUGCUCAGCCUGCCCAUGGACUCCAGAGAGGAUGGGGACAGCUGGAUGGAGGAACAGUGGGAGAAAUGGUUAACCCAUGACAUCAGUCUGAAUGAAUACGAGGAUGACGACCUGUCAGAAAUGACAGAAAUCACGGAUGAGAAUGGAAUCACUCUCAGCCAGCUCGACCUCGACCCUAAAGACACAAUAAAUAACAAUUCCUUUGGUGAGAAAGAGCGGAGGAAAGAAAAGAAAACCCAUUCUUCAUCACCACACAUUAAGGGAGAUCCCGCGGUGAAACCUGAGCAGGUUAGCCUGACCGAUGGGGACAAAGUUCAGGCCAGGGCUGGCACCAAACCACGGGGCCCUGCCUCCUCCACGAACAAAGCCUCAGCCUUUCACACCAAGAAGCAGGAUAAGUUGUCCGAGCCUUUGAACAAGCCCAAUGUGGUAGCACCCCUUACGCAGACAGUCAUGAGGGAAAAAUCCACGGAAACGACCCUGAUAGAGGGUGUCCUUGACAUCCCAACCAUUUGCAAGGAAAAAGCGCGGUAUCACACUGUCAAUGGCUAUCGGGAACAAGUGCAGUAUCCUGCGGAAAAUGAAGGUACGUGUGACCAGUUGGUCGACAAAAACAAGGACUAUCACAUUUCAGAAGGAAAUGCAACAGAGGAGAUCCACCUCACACCAGUCAACGGUGAACAAGAGCGACCAUUUCUGUCCCAGAGCAGCGACAGCAACCGCAUGUCCAUUAGUUCGGACACAGAGCUUCCUCCGCUUCACUACUACCCAUCAGCGGGGUGUCCGAACCCCUCUAUUAGUGAGGAGGAUGAGGUAUACCCACCUACGCCCCCAUGCCGGACUGUCAGCCUCAGAAAUGCGGGGGACGCUUGUCAGUGGGCUGAAACCCGUAAGCCUAAAUUGGUGAAGGAGGACACAGGGAACUUAAAGGCAGUGGCAGUCAGCACGGAUGCUUCGGGACUGACGUAUGACUCGGUUAAGUACACCCUGGUGGUUGAUGAGCAUGCUAAGCUCGAGCUAGUGAGUAUCAAGGACUGCUACAAAGGUUAUGAAAGUGACAGUGACAAUACCGUCUAUGAGUCUGCCAUCGAUGAGGACGAGGAGGAUCAGGAAGUGGACGAAGAGGAGGAAGAGUCAGGAGCGAGAAGCAUGAGGAGAGACACUUCCUGUUUGUCUGCGGAUUCCACCACAGACACCACCUCAGACAUGCCUCGUUCCCGCAAGUUCAUGAACGUCUUUGUGAAUGGACAGUCACGUUUCUCUGCUGCUGAGUUUGGAUUCUUCUCCUGUGUUAUUAAUGGAGAGGAAAGAGAACAGAGCCACAGAGCAGUGUUCAGGUUUGUUCCUCGUCAUGAUGAUGAGUUGGAGUUGGAGGCAGAUGACCCCUUACUGGUUGAGGUGCAGGACGAGGAUCUAUGGUGCGAGGCCUACAACAUGCGCACUGGAUCCAAAGGCAUCUUCCCUGCAUUUUAUGCCGUCAUGGUGACAAAGGAUGAACUUGUUAAAGAGGUCAAAAGUGACUGGAUGGACAAAUUCUGGGUAAAAUUCCUUGGUUCUGUUCAAGUUCCGUAUCACAAAGGGAAUGAUGUGCUUUGUGCCGCCAUGCACAAGAUAGCAUCAAAUAGACGAACAACAAUGCAGUUCAACCCCCCUUCGCCUUGCAUUCUGGAAAUCAACACACAAGGAUUGAAAAUCAUCGUUCAGGAUGACUGUCGGACUUCUGGAAGGGGUGAGAAGUGCUUUCACUUUUUUCAGCUGAAAAACAUCUCCUUCUGUGGGUGCCAUCCGAAGAACAAGAAGUAUUUUGGAGUAAUAACGAAACAUCCAGCAUACCAGAGAUUCGCCUGUCAUGUGUUCUUUUCAGAUGAUACAACCACAAAACUGGCUGAAUCUGUUGGGAAAGCUUUUCAGCAGUUCUACAAAGAACAUAUGGAAUAUUCCUGUCCGACAGAAGACAUCUUCCUCGAAUGACCUUCAGUCUAUUUGUAUUUUUCCAUUAUCACAUACUAUAUGAGGUGUCGCAUGAUGGUGGUUUUGAGCCUCUUUGUACCGUGUUAUGUUGAUGAUAUAAUGUUGAUGAUGUCUAUUUUAGACAAAUGUUAAAAUCGAAACAGAUAUCAGCUACAGCGCAACUACUUUCACAUAGUACAACUCGAGUAUUACUGACUGGUGUAAAGCCUUAUGAAGUUUAAUAACAAACAAAAAAAGUUUGAUGUGACUUAUAUAAAUCAUUUGUGCGAAGUCUGGUUUUGAAUUAAUUCGAAGCACAAUGUCUGAUUCAUUAAUGAUGGAUGAAACAUCACAAGGAGAUCUUAAAACAACUGUAUGUCAAAAAAAAUGUUACCUUGAAAUAUCAGUUUCAAAAUCAUUCUGAUUGCUCACUUAAUCUGAGUCGAAUGGUUUCCACAAAUG
Molecule: messenger RNA, 2415 nt
Organism: Sinocyclocheilus grahami
Lineage: Eukaryota; Metazoa; Chordata; Actinopteri; Cypriniformes; Cyprinidae
Gene: mapk8ip1a
Product: mitogen-activated protein kinase 8 interacting protein 1a
Exons: 11
Coding region: 1-1974 (657 amino acids)
Biological process (GO): regulation of JNK cascade; JNK cascade
Cellular component (GO): cytoplasm
Molecular function (GO): MAP kinase scaffold activity; JUN kinase binding
Source: RefSeq, a predicted model, not a curated record